This is a messenger RNA of Suillus bovinus, 567 nucleotides long. RefSeq lists its product as uncharacterized. Bases 100 to 399 code for a protein of 99 amino acids. The record is from RefSeq and is a predicted model, not a curated record. The transcript is spliced from 7 exons. Lineage: Eukaryota; Fungi; Basidiomycota; Agaricomycetes; Boletales; Suillaceae.
AGAAGCUCUGAAGCUCUGUUUAGCACGAAGUGGUCGCCAAUAGCGUCAUUCGUCGGCGCGGCAUGUGAUUCUGUCAUCACAGGGUCCAUAUGGUUGUUCAUGCGACCAGCACGAACAGGCAACGUUCGGAGAAAGUCAAGAAAUUACAUCAGUGAUAUGAUGUGGAUUUUGAUUAACAUGGGUUUAUUUUCGUGCCUUGUGGCAAUCUCCAUCACUGUGCUGUAUAUGUUUCAAGAUGGUCUUGUCGGACAGUUCUAUACCGCUGCGCCUGGAGCGGUGACAGGGACAUCCUAUGUGAACUCGAUGAUGGCGGUGCUCAAUGCUAGGAAGUCCCUCCGCGAACGGGAGCAACUUGGCUACAACCUAACGGAGCUUCCUACAAUACCUACAAUACGGUGAUAUUUUUUGUCCUAGCAGACAUCGGACAUAAAGCAUUCAUAAACUUAUGAGCUCGGUAAUUCUCGGCCAGCAUAUGUGGUGUCAUCUCUCCCACUCCAUCGACAUUAUACAUUAUACAUUGUUAUAUACAGAACGCUCUGAGCCUAUACUUAGACAUGUUGGGGCUGC